Didymodactylos carnosus is the source of this 726-nucleotide messenger RNA. The record is from the annotation of a GenBank genome assembly. Lineage: Eukaryota; Metazoa; Rotifera; Eurotatoria; Philodinida; Philodinidae.
AUGAAAAUGUCUUACGUUGGAGUAUUAACUGUAUUAUAUUAUAUUGUACUAUCUAUAGAGUUAUAUGGUGAAAUAGUUCAAAACUUUUCGAUUAUUUGGGCGGUUAAACCAUUAUUAAUGCCUCUUUUAUUAAUAUUAUUUUUAUUAAAUUCACAGAAAAAUUUGUUAAUUGAACGAAUUUGUUUAAUAGUAUCACUUGCUCUUUCAUGUAUUGGUGAUAUUUUAUUUAUAAAAGAUCGAAAAGAUUUGUUUCUCUAUGGUAUAUCUGUAUAUUUAAUUGUUCAUAUUUGUUAUAUUCUAUCAUUUAUUGUUCUAAUUAAACAAGAAGGAAAGUUAUUACAACAACGUUUAACUUUUUCAUCAAUGAUAAUACCAUUAGUUCCAUUUUUUAUUUAUCUUAUUUAUUUUUUAAGUAUUCUUUAUCCAAAAUUGAAUAACAAUUCCGAAGAAACAAAAGAUUUACUUUUUCCAAUACUUAUUUAUGGUUUUAUCAUCGUUGGUAUGGGUUAUAUAUCCUAUUUACGUGGACGAAAAAUACCGGGAUUUUGGUCUGUUUUUCUUGGAGCUUUGUUUUUUAUUUUAUCUGAUUCUAUAUUAGCUUUUAAUAAAUUUGUUUCACACAUACCUGUACCAAGUUUAUCAAUUAUGUUUACAUACGGUAUCGGACAAUAUUUAAUUACAAUAGGUACUUUACAAGUUACACAAAAAUAUUCAAAGAAUAUUUAA